This is a messenger RNA of Pristis pectinata (smalltooth sawfish), 1995 nucleotides long. RefSeq lists its product as uncharacterized. The transcript is spliced from 21 exons. The record is from RefSeq and is a predicted model, not a curated record. The coding region runs from base 31 to 1941 and encodes 636 amino acids. NCBI's taxonomy places the organism in Eukaryota, Metazoa, Chordata, Chondrichthyes, Rhinopristiformes, Pristidae.
CAUAGCUGGCUCUCACAGAGUUUGAAGAAAAUGGUUAAAGUAUUUUUGGUAUUUAUAACCAUUACCAUACUCUGCCCCAACAAUUAUGUUGCUGGAUUGCACAUCUCCACCUGCAAAACCGAGUGGUUUGACCGCGAUAACCCAUCAGGACAGGGAGAUUACGAAGACCUUAACAAUCUACGAAAUGAAUUUCCCAACCACAUAUGCACUCAUCCAGUCGCCUGUGAGGUGGAAACAACAUCAGGGGUCCCAGCCUCACAGACUGGAGAGAACAUUCGUAGGUGCAACGUUUCUACUGGAUUCAUUUGUGUAAACAACGAGCAAAGUGAUGGGAGGUGUGAAGAUUACAGAAUACGAUUCACCUGCCCUCAAUCUUUUUGUGCUGUCACUACACCUCCUGUCUCCACCUGCAAAACUGAGUGGUUUGACCGCGAUAACCCAUCAGGACAGGGAGAUUACGAAGACCUUAACAAUCUACGAAAUGAAUUUCCCAACCGCAUAUGCACUCAUCCAGUCGCCUGUGAGGUGGAAACAACAUCAGGGGUCCCAACCUCACAGACUGGAGAGAACAUUCGUAGGUGCAACGUUUCUGAUGGAUUCUUUUGUGUAAACAACGAGCAAAGUGAUGGGAGGUGUGAAGAUUACAGAAUACGAUUCACCUGCCCUCAAUCUUUUUGUGCUGUCACUACACCUCCUGGUGCUGUCACUAUACCUCCUGGUGCUGUUACUGCACCUCCUGUCUCUACCUGCAAAACCAGGUGGUUUAACCAUGAUAACCCAUCAGGACAAGGAGAUUACGAAGAUCUCACCAAUCUACGAAAUCAAUUUCCUGACCACAUCUGCACUCAUCCAAUCGCCUGUGAGGUGGAGACAACAUCAGGGGUCCCAGCCUCACAGACUGGAGAGAACAUUCGUAGGUGCACCGUUUCUACUGGAUUCUUCUGUGUAAACAACGAGCAAAGUGAUGGGAGGUGUGAAGAUUACAGAAUACGAUUCACCUGCCCUCAAUCAUUUUGCAACUGCAAAACUCAGUGGUUUGACCGCGAUGAUCCAACAGGAAUUGGCGAUUAUGAAACUCUCAUGAAUCUCCGGAAUGAAAAUCCAGGCCUUAUCUGCUCGAAUCCAGUUCACUGUGAAGUGGAGACACUAUCAGGAAUUCCAGCCUCAAGCACUGGAGACAUUGUUUCUAACUGCAGCGUUAUUUCAGGAUUUGUUUGUGUCAACGCAGAGCAAACAGACGGAAGCUGUGAAGAUUAUAGAAUACAAUUCAUGUGCCCAGAAUCAUUCUGUAGCUGCAAGACCCAGUGGUUUGACUAUGAUGACCCAUCAGGAUUUGGGGAUUUUGAAGAUCUUGCAAAUCUCAGAAGACAUUAUCCUGAUAAGAUUUGCCGAUAUCCAACUGCCUGUGAAGUGGAAACAGUAUCAGGAAUUCCAGCCUCACUCUCUGGAGACAACAUCCUCAAAUGCAACAUUUCUACAGGAUUUAUUUGUGUGAAUUCAGACCAAAAAGAUGGGAGCUGUGAAGAUUACGGAAUCCGAUUUACCUGUCCUGAAUCUUUCUGUGACUGUAAAACUCAGUGGUUUGACAGAGAUGAUACAUCAGGAAAAGGGGACUUUGAAACUCUUGCAAAUCUCCAAAAUGAAUAUCCAGGUCAUAUUUGUCGUAAUCCAACUGCUUGUGAAGUGGAGACAAUAUCAGGAAUUCCAGCAUCAGAAACAGGAGAGAACAUUGCCCCGUGCAGCACAACCUUUGGAUUCACUUGCUUGAAUGAAAAUCAAAAUGAUGGGCUCUGCGAAGAUUAUAGAAUACGAUUUUCCUGUCCUAAAUCUUUUUGCAACUGUGUAACCCAGUGGUUUGAUCGUGAUGAUCCAUCAGGAAAAGGUGACUUUGAAAAUCUUGACAAUUUAAGAAAAGGCAUAUCCAGAUCAGAUCUGCUGUAACCCAAUUGCCUGUGAAGUACAAACUGUAUCAGGAAUUCCAGCCUCAAGCUCUGG